This is a messenger RNA of Amblyraja radiata (thorny skate), 2753 nucleotides long. RefSeq names its product small ubiquitin-related modifier 3-like. Gene Ontology annotation, molecular function: protein binding. The transcript is spliced from 4 exons. Bases 185 to 487 code for a protein of 100 amino acids. The record is from RefSeq and is a predicted model, not a curated record. Lineage: Eukaryota; Metazoa; Chordata; Chondrichthyes; Rajiformes; Rajidae.
CCAGCGGGGUGUCGGCCACGUGACCCCGGCAGCGUCGUCCGUCUGUGCGUGCGCGGGCUGGGCUGGCGGUCACGAGGAGGCGGGAGCGACGGGGCCGAGCGGCAGGGAGGUGACGCCUGCGACGCGAGGGAGGCCACCGUGCGGUCUGCAGACUUUGCUGCAGAGCGCCAUCAGCAGCCGUGAGAUGGCGGAGGAUAAAGCCAAGGGGGAAAAUGUGAAAAGCGAAGGAAAUGACCAGAGGAAUGAUCAUAUUAACCUGAAAGUGGCUGGACAAGAUGGGUCAGUUGUACAGUUCAAGAUAAAGAAGCAAACGCCAUUGAGUAAGCUGAUGAAAGCAUACUGUGAGCGACAGGGCUUGCAGAUCAGACAGAUCAGGUUUCGAUUUGACGGGCAGCCGAUAAAUGAAACUGAUACACCGGCUAUGUUGGAAAUGGAAGAUGAAGACACCAUUGACGUAUUCCAACAGCAGACGGGAGGAAUCUGCUAACCUCAGUAAUUUAAUGUAAAUAAUGUUCCACACAAUGUACAUGUUCUUUCAAUGGGCUGUAUUUUACUCUAUUCUGAACAAUCUGCAAUAUUUGGGAUGUUAAGGUGUUAGAGGAAGGGGUUGUUUAAAGAGCUGUGUGCCAUCUUUGCAAUAUAUUUGCUUUUCUUUUUGCAUUGUUUUACUUUCUGGAAACAGUUUUUGUUUUCUUUGUAUUUUGGAUUAAUCCCAAUAAAGUUGAUCUUGUAUGUACAAUGUUUGUUUUGCAUGGAUGUUUGACCUCUCUUUACAAAUACCUUUUUUUUCAGGGACUUGGUGGUACUUAAUAUUGAUCUUCCAGUAUUAUACCACAAAUCUCUGUUGUGUUUGAUACUGUGGGAACAACAUUAAUAUACUAACCUGUUUCCCAUCAUUACUAAUACCAGUGGAGCUGAGAAUUUCUGUGAUCAUAACCUCCAGAGGUAUUAGCUGCAAAAUUGUGAACAGAAUGUCACUCUAUGCUUCCAUCAUUGCAGUAAUAUAAUGCCAUCUGAUUUUGGUUUGCUGAUCUGCAGUAUGUGACCAGUGAGGUCAUGUUGUUAAGAAAUACUUUUCCAAGCUUCUGUGCCCGCACAAUUCACCAAACUAAUAGGAAAUAAGAAAUAUACCAAUAUGUUAGCUAGAGGGAUGGGAAGCUUUGCUUUUCAGUGUGAAAUAGAAAACAUUAUUCAGAUGUUUCUUCCCUGCCUAAAACAAAUACCAUUUUUAUCCUUGCUGUAUCCCCUGUUGGGAAAACUCUACAAUAGUCAAACAGGGAUGAUAGUUGUAGAAAUUGGAUUUCUGUUGGAAAUGGACUGAGUUGAAAGGAAAGGUGACGAAUGCUUUGUGUAAUAUGGGUCUUUGAUGUAGGGGACGAGAGGAAAGCAAGGCAGUUGCAGAAAAAACAUUGAGUUUGGAGUCUUCCCUGUGCCCCACUGGGCUGCGUGCCCAUUUCUCCCCUUCCCCCUCACCCUGUCCUCUUCCCCCUAUCUUUCCCUGGCUUCACAAUUCACACCCCUCCAUCCAUGUCUCUGUAUCUUUUCACCUCUGAUGGUCCAGCCAUCUGCCAAUCAACCCCCUACCCCUGCAUGCAUCCACCUAUUACUUGCCAGGCUUUGUCCUGUCCCCAGUUCUCUACCAACUUUCUCCACCACCCCUUCCCUGAACCAAAACAUCACCUAUUCAUGUUCUUUGGAGAUGCUGCCAGACUCGCUGAGUUACUUGAGCAUUGUGUAUUUUUUGGAGUAUAUUUUGUUGGUCAGGACAAAAGUAUUUUAACUACCCAGAGGAUCAAUAAAAUCCACCAUAAAAUUAAUGGAAAGGUGUUGGCCUCAAGUCAACAUUUAUGGGCUAUUCCUGGAUGUAAGGUUAGUAAGAGUGUGAUUAUUGGGAAGAUCAGCAAAAAGAUGGGUCUAUUUGGAUUACUGCCAUGAUGGAGUCACUAAGGUGGUGAUCAACAUAUGCAACAAAAUAGCAAUGUAUUUUUAAGUUAUAUCCAGGAAUGAGACAUUUCAACCUAUCAUUGACCUUGCAAAUCAUACUGCACAUUUUUGGUUCGCUGUUUUACGAUUUUAACCUCUUUGCCUCAUUCAAUCCAUGGGAUGGGUCUGCCUGGCCUUUGAGCACCUGUCCCCAUAAAUCUGAGGUCCAUUUCUGGCCAUACCAGCUGCCCCAAAUGUUGGCUUGUCACAAGUUCCUGGGACCCCCAACUCCCUAAAGGGGGUGAGUCAUGUCAUCUGGUAGAAACAUAAUGGGAGAAGUGUUAUGGAGGCAGUGGUUACAGAUGGAUAACUAUUCACCAACCUACCCAUGGGGGAAGAAAGGUGCAAACAAGUAGCUUUUUCAUAAGUGUAUGAGCUACCUGUGAUUGGGUUUACGCAGUGGCACAGCAGUAGAAUUGCUGCCUUACAUUGCUGGAGACCAGACUUCGAUCCUGACUACAGUUGCUGACUGUUCAGAGUUUGCACGUUCUUCCUGUGACUGCAUGGGUGCUCUGGUUUCCUCCCACAUUCCAAAGAUGUGCAGGUUUGUUGGUUAAUUGGCUUCUGUAAUUGUAUUUAAUGUGUAGGAUCGAGCUAGUGUAUGAGUGGUCGUUGGUCGGCGUGGACUCGAUGGGCAGAAGGGCCUGUUUCUACAAAAUCUAAAACCAAAAUAACUUUUUUUUUUAAUUGCUUGACUGCAAUAAAAUAAGUUGUAAGUGGUUUUGACAAUAAACCUAACCUUCCCUGAAAUAAAAUUAUGUGCCAUUACA